AUGCCGCUCGUCGACAACGCCCAGAUCAAGCAGGCGAGCUUGCAUAACCCGCUGCCGCUGCAAUUACACGCCUACAUCUGGCCAUUCCUCAUCAUCUGGCCUGCCUUCCUUGCUUUUUACCUCUCCCCCGAGCGCUACGAGAAGCACAUACAGUCGUCGGAAUGGACCUUCGUUUGGGUCGGCGGCAUUCUCACGGUGCAGGCGCUGACCUGGCUCACCACUCACUGGAACGUUAACCUUCGGAGCCUCUUCACGACGAUGGGCGCCCGCGAUGUGCGCACCGCGCAGCUCAUCAAAGUGAUCCCCAUCGCGAACGCGGGCUCCGCCGAAAUCUGUCCCCUCCAGCGCGAUAACGUCGGCGGAAAGCAGAAUCUCUCGUUCCUCUUCCAGAAGCGCCGGUUCCUCUACGACGCCGACAAAGGCUCGUUUGCCCCGCUUUCCUACGCGCUCGACGCCGAUCCGAAGCCGCAGCUCAAGACGUUCCAAGAGACGAAGGGGCUCACGACCCCCGCGGAGAUCGAGCGACUGCAUCAGCACUAUGGCGAUAACAGCUUUGACAUCCCGGUGCCGACGUUCACGGAACUGUUCAAGGAGCAUGCCGUCGCGCCGUUCUUUGUGUUCCAGGUCUUUUGCGUCGGGCUGUGGAUGCUGGACGACUACUGGUACUACUCGCUCUUUACGCUGUUCAUGCUGGUCGCGUUCGAGAGCACGGUCGUCUGGCAGCGGCAGAGGACACUGAACGAGUUCCGCGGGAUGAGCAUCCAGCCGUACCAUCUGCUGGUGUACAGGCAGAAGAAGUGGCAGGAGAUACAGAGCGAUAAGCUGCUGCCUGGCGAUGUGGUCAGCGUGGGCAGGACCAAGGAGGACUCGGGCGUCGCAUGCGAUAUGCUGCUCCUUGAGGGCUCUGCAAUUGUCAAUGAGGCCAUGCUUUCCGGCGAGAGCACCCCGGUGCUCAAGGAAUCCAUCCAACUGCGACCCGGCGACGCCAUCAUCGAACCGGAUGGUCUGGAUAAGAAUGCCUUCCUCUACGGCGGAACAAAGGUCCUGCAGGUCUCUCACGGGAGCUCCGCAGAGGACGAUAUUGGCACGGUUUCGAGGCUCUCCUCUGGAGUUCCGCCGCCACCAGACAAGGGCGCCGUCGCUGUAGUGACCAAGACCGGAUUUGAGACCAGCCAGGGAAGCCUUGUCAGGACCAUGAUCUAUUCCACCGAGCGCGUCUCCGCGAACAAUGUCGAAGCUCUGCUCUUCAUCCUCUUCCUCUGCGUCUUCGCUAUUGCGGCAUCGUGGUAUGUCUGGAAGGAGGGUGUCAAGCAGGACCGCAAGCGAUCCAAGCUUAUGUUGGAUUGCGUCUUGAUCAUCACCAGCGUCGUACCGCCAGAGCUUCCUAUGGAGCUCAGCUUGGCCGUCAACACCAGUCUUGCUGCACUGAGCAAAUACGCCAUCUUCUGUACUGAGCCCUUCCGCAUUCCCUUUGCGGGCCGAGUUGACGUUGCUUGCUUUGAUAAGACUGGUACUUUGACGGGAGAGGAUCUCGUGGUCGACGGUAUUGCUGGUCUGACCCUUGGUCAACCCGGCGCUAAGGUUGGCCCUGACGGGGCCCAUGUCGACCUCAGCGCUGUUACAGAGGUCGGAACCGAGACUACACUCGUUCUUGCUACUGCCCAUGCGUUGGUCAAGCUGAAUGAAGGCGACGUUGUUGGCGAGCCCAUGGAGAAGGCUACCGUGACCUCUCUGGGUUGGACCCUCGGCGCCCAUGACACACUAACGCCCAAGUCUCACUCUGCCAAAUCGCACGCCGAGCUCGUACAGAUCCGACGCCGCUUCCAAUUUUCAUCAGCGCUCAAGCGCCAGAGUUCUGUGGCGACGGUCCUGGUCAGCGACAAGAAGUCGAAGCGCAAGGUCAGGAGCACGUUUGUUGGCGUAAAGGGAGCUCCGGAGACCAUCCACAAGAUGCUAGUCGAUGCGCCCCCGCACUAUGAGGAAACAUUCAAACACUACACUAGGAAUGGCGGCCGUGUGCUUGCUCUCGCUUACAAGUAUCUCGCCCAGGACGCCGAAUGGGGGCACCACCGCAUUAACGACCUGAAGCGAGAGCAGGUAGAGUGCGAUUUGCACUUUGCUGGUUUCUUGGUCCUUCAAUGCCCGCUCAAGGAUGAUGCGGUUCAGGCCGUCCGCAUGUUAAACGAGUCCAGUCACCGUGUGGUUAUGAUUACCGGCGACAAUCCGCUGACCGCCGUCCACGUCGCCCGUCAGGUCGAGAUUGUAGACCGCGACUGCUUAAUCCUCGACGCACCAGAACAUGAUGAUUCCGGAGAGAAGCUCGUUUGGCGCAGCGUCGACGACAAGAUCAGUAUUCCCGUCGAUCCUACAAAGGCCCUUGAUCCGCAGGUCGUGCAGAACAACGAUAUUUGCGUCACCGGUUAUGCGGUCGAGAAGUUCAGGGACCAAGUGGGUUGGAAGCAACUCCUCCGGUACACCUGGGUCUACGCUCGUGUGUCGCCGAAGCACAAGGAAGAGAUUCUACUUGGGCUCAAGGACUGUGGCUACACAACCCUCAUGUGCGGUGACGGAACUAACGAUGUCGGUGCUCUCAAGCAAGCCCACAUUGGUGUCGCUCUGCUCAAUGGUACUCGUGAUGACCUGGACCGAAUCGCUGAGCACUUCCGCAACACAAAGAUGAAGGAGGUGUACGAGAAGCAGUGUCAGCUGAUGCAGAGGUUUAAUCAACCCGCCCCUCCGGUUCCGGUCAUGAUUGCGCAUCUGUAUCCCCCCGGUCCCGGCAAUCCGCACUACGAGAAGGCCAUGGAGAUGCAGGCUAAGAAGAAGGGCAUCGCACCACCUGUUGCGAACGGUACCGACGGCGCUGUCGCCAACGGUACCGUCGAGAAGCAUGGCCAUAAACACCACAACCAGCACCAGCCGCCGCAGAAUCCGCAACAAGCGGCCGCUGGUCUCGCCGACUCGCUCACGCAGAAGAUGAUGGAGUCUGAGCUAUCUGAACUGGACAACGAACCGCCUACGAUUAAGCUCGGUGAUGCAUCCGUCGCCGCUCCUUUCACAUCCAAGCUAGCCAACGUCAUCGCUAUUCCGAACAUCAUCAGGCAAGGGCGAUGUACCCUCGUUGCCACCAUUCAGAUGUAUAAGAUUCUGGCGCUCAAUUGCUUGAUCUCAGCUUACAGUUUAUCUGUUCUUUACCUCGACGGCAUCAAGUUCGGCGACGGUCAGGUUACUAUUUCGGGCAUGAUGAUGAGCGUCUGCUUCCUGUCCAUUUCCCGUGCAAAGCCUGUUGAAGCCCUCUCCAAAGAGCGGCCCCAACACAACAUCUUUAACUUCUACAUCAUCGGCUCAGUCCUUGGCCAAUUCGCCAUCCACAUCGUCACCCUCAUUUACGUCUCUCAAUACGUGCAACGCACUGAACCUAAGGAGAGGAACCCAGACCUCGAAAAAGAGUUCGAGCCUUCCCUUCUCAACUCCGCAAUUUACCUCCUCCAGCUUAUCCAGCAAAUCUCCACCUUCGCCAUCAACUACCAAGGCCGGCCCUUCCGCGAAUCCAUUCGCGAGAACCGUGGCAUGUACUGGGGCCUAGUCCUCGUCUCGGGCGUCGCGUUCUCCUGCGCCACAGAAUUUAUUCCCGAGAUCAACGAGAAGCUGCGCCUUGUGCCGUUCACGUCAGAAUUCAAGAUUAUGUUGACAAGUAUCAUGGUGGUGGAUUAUGCGGGGUGCUGGAUCAUUGAGAAAGGGCUGAAGUGGGCGUUUUCGGAUUAUAAACCGAAGGAUAUUGCUAUUCGAAGGGCGGACCAGUUGAGGAGGGAAGAGGAGAGGAAGCGCGAGGAAGAAAGAGAGGCACAGAUGAGGAAGAAUGCGGAGGAGGAGGAGCGGGCUAGGGCAGCAGGGUUAGCGAGGUAAUGUGUUGCGGUAAGGGAUAGGUCGGCGGCGUUGGUUCUGCAUAGCGGUGCUUGUUUGGUAGAUUCUUAGUUGUAGUAUUACUGAGAGCUAAAAUAGACUGGCAUUCAUUCAUUUCCGUCAGCCUCACUCCGGAUGUCGUGGCGUGCUCGG
This is a messenger RNA of Trematosphaeria pertusa, 4056 nucleotides long. Its product is annotated as cation-transporting ATPase 4. The record is from RefSeq and is a predicted model, not a curated record. Gene Ontology annotation, cellular component: endoplasmic reticulum membrane. Gene Ontology annotation, molecular function: P-type ion transporter activity; ATP hydrolysis activity; ATP binding. Gene Ontology annotation, biological process: intracellular calcium ion homeostasis. Lineage: Eukaryota; Fungi; Ascomycota; Dothideomycetes; Pleosporales; Trematosphaeriaceae. The transcript is spliced from 2 exons. The coding region runs from base 1 to 3906 and encodes 1301 amino acids.